Molecule: messenger RNA, 3573 nt
Organism: Cricetulus griseus (Chinese hamster)
Lineage: Eukaryota; Metazoa; Chordata; Mammalia; Rodentia; Cricetidae
Source: RefSeq, a predicted model, not a curated record
GACCUUUCCACUUAGAAGCUGAUGCUGGCACCAUCUCCUACAGGCAGGCCUUGCCCCUUGCUUCUCAGGAACUCCGUCAUUCAGGGGGUUUGGGGAAGAUGGCUCAGUAGACACAGUACUUAAGCAUGAAGACCAGAGUUCUGAUCCCAGAACCAAUGCAAGUGCUAGGUGGAUGUGACCUUGCCUACCUGUGGUCCCAGAGCAGUAAGGUGGCUAGCUAAUUAUACCAAUAUUGGUGAGCUCAGGGUUCAGUUGAGAGACCCACCUCAUUGAGUGAGAUGGAGAGUGGUCUAGGAGGAUCCUGACCUCCGCCUUGGGCCUCCACACCCAUGAUACACGUGUGCACUCACGUACAAACAUGGACAUACUCCACACAUCUAACUUCAUACCGUCCAAAAGCUAGUAUUUGUCCUCCACUUAGUUAAGUGCAUGCUUUCUGAGGGGUUGAGUUUUGAAGGACAGAGCAUGGAAGUUGUGAUACCAGUGAUAAGAGACCCUCCUAGUCUGGCUGCUUGCUGUCCCCAUGUAGCAGCAGGGAAGCAGCCCAGGCUGUGCUGUUAGUUCCCCUGUGAGUUGACAUUCGAUGCUUUGCUGAGGUGUGGAGACAUUAGUGUAUAUACUUCCUUGGAUUCAGCCUAGACGUUUGACUCUUCAGAGAAUCCAUGCUCCUCUAAAGCCACUACUUUUGAAAAUCUAAACCACCAGAGGCCUUUUUCUUCCUCUUCCCGUCCCCAGUUUCCACUGCUCUGAUUAAAACCAGAAUGGGAAGCAUUUGCUGGCUGGUCCCAAUUAUUGUACCCUUGCCUAAAAUGAAGGGCCUCCCUCCCUCCAAAAAUCUGGCAGUCUUGCCUCCCCACCUUUCCCCUACUUAACUCUCGGGCCUCCACCCAUUCCCUGGGGUUGCUACUGCUGCUGGUAGCUGGAGGCAGCACAUGGAUCUGGCUGCCCUGCUGGGACUUGCAGAACCAAACGGGCUAGGGGCCAAAUUCCUCAGUCUCCUUGGAAAGAGAGCAAUGGUACCAUCCCAUCACGGGUGAUAAAGAACCACCAGAGGAAAGAAUGGCAGACGCGCUCUGGCUCCUGAACCAGGACUCGUUUAGCCAGCCAAUAGCUUAGGCUGCCUUCAAAUGCAACACUGUGGGGUUGAGGGUAGGCACCUCUUAAGACCUGACAGGCUACUGGCCACCAGCAGUCAAAUUCCAGGGCGAGUGCGCCUAGGGCGGGGCCUGGGCUGUAGGGAGGGCCGGGCCGCCCCCCACUCGCACUCCUGGCUCCCGCGCCACACCGCAGAAGCUGGGUGGGAAGGGAGGGUGCUAGCGCACGCGCGCCACGCUCCCAGGGACAAGCCUUCUCCGAGUCCGACCAAGAUCAGUGUUUCAGGAAGGACCACCCGGAGUGUAUGCGUGCCGCCGGGGUGGACCAGAGGAAGAGGGUACCAUGGCGGUCCUCUUGCUGCUGCUGCCCCUACUCUUGCUGCUGCCUCUGCUGCUGAAGCUGGACCUCUGGCCUCAGCUGCGCUGGCUGCUGGCGGACCUGGCCUUCACAGUGCGCGCCCUCCGCUGCAAAAGGGCCCUUCGAGAUCGCGCGCUGGCUGCAGCGGCCGCAGACCCGGAGAGCCCUGAGGGCGGCUGCAGCCUGGCCUGGCGCCUCACGCAUCUGGCCCGGGAGCGUCCCACGCACACCUUCCUCAUUCACGGAGCACGGCGCUUCAGUUACGCAGACGCAGAGCGCGAGAGCAAUCGGGCUGCCCGUGCUUUCUUGCUCGCACGCGGCUGGGCUGGGGGCCGCGGCGGCUCUGGCACCGGCAGCACCGAGGAAGGCGCACACGCGGCGGCGUCUGCUGUCGGAGACUCGGCGGCUGGAGGAGGGACGACCGCUCCCGCUCUGGUACCCGGGGCGACUGUGGCGCUGCUUCUUCCCGCGGGCCCGGAAUUCCUAUGGCUUUGGUUCGGACUGGCCAAAGCCGGUCUGCGCACGGCCUUCGUGCCCACCUCCCUACGCCGAGGACCCCUGCUCCACUGCCUCCGCAGCUGCUGUGCAAGCGCGCUGGUGCUGGCGCCAGAGUUCCUGGAGUCCCUGGAGCCUGACCUGCCGGCUAUGAGAGCCAUGGGACUCCACCUGUGGGCGACAGGCCCUGAAACUCAUCUUGCUGGAAUCAGCAAUUUUCUGUCUGAGGCAGCAGCCCAAGUGGAUGAGCCAGUGCCUGGGUACCUCUCUGCCCCCCAGAGUAUAAUGGACACCUGCCUGUACAUCUUCACCUCUGGCACCACUGGCCUGCCCAAGGCCGCUCGCAUCAGUCACCUGAAGGUCCUGCAAUGCCAGGGGUUCUACCAGCUGUGUGGAGUCCACCAGGAGGAUGUGAUCUACCUCGCGCUCCCACUGUACCACAUGUCUGGCUCCUUGCUGGGCAUCGUGGGCUGCUUGGGCAUCGGUGCCACGGUGGUGCUAAAGCCCAAAUUCUCAGCUAGCCAGUUCUGGGAAGAUUGCCAGAAGCACGGAGUGACAGUGUUCCAGUACAUUGGGGAGUUGUGCCGAUACCUUGUCAACCAGCCCCCGAGCCAGGCAGAACAUGGCCACAAGGUCCGGCUUGCAGUGGGCAGUGGGCUGCGCCCAGACACCUGGGAGCGUUUUGUGCGGCGCUUUGGACCUCUGCAGAUAUUGGAGACAUACGGGAUGACAGAGGGCAAUGUGGCUACUUUCAACUACACCGGCCAGCAGGGUGCUGUGGGACGCGCCUCCUGGCUUUACAAGCACGUCUUCCCCUUCUCCUUGAUUCGAUAUGAUGUCAUGACAGGGGAGCCUAUUCGGAAUGCCCAGGGGCAUUGUGUGGCCACAUCUCCAGAUGAGCCAGGGCUACUGGUGGCCCCAGUAAGUCAGCAGUCCCCUUUCCUGGGCUAUGCUGGGGCUCCAGAACUGGCCCAGGGGAAGCUGCUGAAGGAUGUCUUCCGGCCUGGGGACGUUUUCUUCAAUACUGGGGACCUCUUGGUCUGUGAUAAGCAAGGCUUUCUUCACUUCCAUGAUCGUACCGGAGACACUUUCAGGUGGAAGGGGGAGAAUGUAGCCACAACUGAGGUGGCAGAGGUCCUCGAGGCCCUGGACUUCCUUCAGGAGGUGAACGUCUACGGAGUCACUGUGCCAGGGCAUGAAGGCAGGGCUGGCAUGGCAGCCUUGGCCCUGAGGCCCCCACAGGCUUUGGACCUUGUGCAGCUCUACGUCCAUGUUUCUGACAACUUGCCGCCUUAUGCCCGACCUCGAUUCCUCAGACUCCAGGAAACUUUGGCCACUACCGAGACCUUCAAACAGCAGAAGGUCAGGAUGGCAGCUGAGGGCUUUGACCCCAGUGUGCUGUCUGACCCUCUCUACAUUCUGGACCAGGAUGUGGGCGCUUACUUGCCCCUCACACCUGCCCGGUUCAAUGCUCUCCUAUCUGGAGACAUUAGAAUCUGAGACUUCACCUUAAGGGAGGAGCUCUGGGGGCACAGGCCACCAUGGCUGUAUCAGGGAUUUGGGGGUAUCUUUUGUAUAUGGAAUCAUUAUCAUUUUAUAAUAAACAGCUAGACCUUAUCUGGCUCA